CAGAAGCAGGCCCGUGAGAACUGCUGGAAAUUAGUGUUGUCAUUUCUAAAAUACAGUAACGAAUUAAGGUUUAUAACAGAAUAAUCGACAUUGACAUUAGUUACACGGAACCGUUUACUUGAAUGUAUUUUACUUUCUUCAGUACUUUUCUCUUGUAAUGUUGAGCUCAGUUAUUUAGCUGUUACAGUCUGCAGGAUAGUUUACGUCUCUGGUCAAGUUGAUUUGUAAGUUAACAUGUCCAAACACAAGACGAAAAAGCUCAUCAUUGAAGAUGAUGAGCCAAAGCAAGACGACCUGAAUCCAUUUUCUUUCAAAGAGUUUAUCAGAAAUAAGAACCAGCAGCCCUGUACUACAGAAGACACAGAGGUAUUUGAUGGUGUAUGCCACGUCGAGCAGGACUAUAACACCUCCAGGGAUUUUGCUACCAAGGGGUCUUUCUUCACAGACCCCUCUGUGCUCUCUCAACCUUCUGAAAGCGAACAUGAGGAGACAUGGAUUGAAAGCUGCCACCCAUCAGCAUUUGAAGGUUCUCAUGACUUCCAGCUAUGUGGGACUUCAGACCACAGCGCUUACUCUGAGCAAUCGUCUCUGUGCAGUGAUGAGAGGGAAGCAAAUGAGACUGAAUGGGAGCUGGGUCAAUCUGACUUCCCGCCAAAGAACCACUUAGGAAGAAGAAGCACAGGAAGCUAUGAGGGGGAUGAAGAGACUUCAGUGAUUGAUAUUUCUUUCCAUUCUAAGAGGAACAAUGCUGAAAUCGGCACAAAGCAUGCUCAACAGCUCAGAGAAGAAAAUUCUUUACUCAGAAAGCAAAUCAAAGAACUCCUUAGAAGAUCAGAAACUGACUCCAGAAGGAUCGAACAACUCACAGAUGAGUUGCACAACAAGAAGUUACAGGAGGAGAGAGAGGCUAAGGCUUUGGAGACGAUGGUGCAGUCAGUAGAACAAAACCUUCAGUUAAUGACGAAGCGGGCAGUCAAGGCUGAAAAUACUAUUUCAAAAUUGAAACAAGAUCUAAACCAACUCCAGGGCCAGAUUGAAGGAUAUAAAAGUGAAAAUGAAAGGCUUAGAAAUGGAGAAACUACAGCCUUAACCACAAUGAGACACAAUGCACAAGUAGCCUCUGAGUACCUUAACAAAGCAGCUCAAGAUGCAGAGACUUCUAUCAAGCAGUUGCUGACAGGAAGAGAGACACUCUAUUUUGUAUCCCAGUUAUUGACCUCCAUUGACAAGAUCACCGAGAUUCAUGAUUAAGUGUUUCCCUUUCACAUCCAAACAUUAUGUUCUGUACAAUAUAGACCCAACUGUGGUGCUUCAUUGUUCAUUAUUUUAUUCAUCUACUUCAUUAACAUCUGUUUAGGUUUUAUGAAAUGGCAAAAUGAGGUGUGCUAGGCCAAAUAAUCCCUAAAGAUACUUAAGUGCACCAAAUAGUGCCUUGGAUUCUCUCAACAAAAUCAAAGCAAUAUGUUGUAGUAGUUUAUUUUCAAAACCUUUUGCACUUUUGUCAAAUAAGUCCUUUCUUAAAAUUAUAUUACAUAAUAUUUACAAGAUUUUUUGUAUUUCAUGAUUGUAUAUUGAUAUAUAUAUAUAAAUUAACACAUUUUUAUAGUUCUGCUGUUUUAAAUUACAGCAUUUUAGUUAAUUGUUUAUUUAAACAACACUUUACUAAUCAGCAUUGGAUGAAGUGCCUUAUAUUCAUAAUGCUCUUUAUUGACUUAAUAAAGAU
This is a messenger RNA of Rhinichthys klamathensis goyatoka, 1723 nucleotides long. It is a transcript of the gene entr1, whose product is annotated as endosome associated trafficking regulator 1. Gene Ontology annotation, biological process: positive regulation of protein localization to cilium; positive regulation of cilium assembly; regulation of cytokinesis. The transcript is spliced from 8 exons. Bases 235 to 1251 code for a protein of 338 amino acids. Gene Ontology annotation, cellular component: centrosome; early endosome; ciliary basal body. The record is from RefSeq and is a predicted model, not a curated record. Lineage: Eukaryota; Metazoa; Chordata; Actinopteri; Cypriniformes; Leuciscidae.